CUCAAAAAGCUUUUCUCUUUGUCUCUCUCUCUCUUUGAGCGCACAGUCACUCACCACUCAACAAUGUGAUGAGUGUUUUCAUGGAGGUUUUCUCACCAUCAAACCACCAAUCAAUGGCUUCGAAAGCAAACCAAUCCAUUCUCCAACUAUCUGUUUCUCUUUUCCAUGAGUGAUUGAUCAAGCUUUGUUGUAUUUCUCUUGCUUUUUUCUCUUCUUUGUUUGCUGUCAUUGUGUUGUGAUUUUCAACAAUGGAGAAGAAAGGGGUGGCUUUGGUGCUUGUCCUGAUGGUCUUGCUCUCCGGAAUCGCCGCAGCAUCAGCUGUAGACCCAGCAAGGAUUUUGAGUAGCUUCUUCUCCAAUGCGCUUUCUGCUCUUCUGAAGCGGCUCUGGUCGCUUACUUCUACUGCAAAGACUGCGGCGGUGUCAAACCGAUCGAUGAUGAAGUUUGAGAGUGGGUACACUGUUGAGACUGUGUUCGAUGGGAGUAAGCUUGGGAUUGAACCCUACUCUGUGGAGGUUGCUCCGAGUGGAGAACUUCUCAUUCUGGAUUCCAUUAAUAGCAACAUCUACAGGAUCUCGCCGCCAUUGUCCAGAUAUAGUAGAGCCAAACUUGUCGCUGGAUCAGCUGAAGGGUACGCUGGUCAUGUUGAUGGGAGGGCAAGGGAAGCUAGGAUGAAUCAUCCAAAGGGUUUUACAGUGGAUGACAGGGGAAACAUUUAUGUUGCUGAUGCAAUGAAUACAGCCAUUCGUAAAAUCAGCGACACUGGGGUUACAACAAUUGCUGGAGGAAAGUGGAGCCGAGGGGGACACAUCGAUGGGCCAAGUGAGGAUGCAAAGUUUUCUAAUGACUUCGAUGUAGUUUACAUUGGAAGCAGCUGCUCUCUUCUUGUUGUGGACAGAGGUAAUCAGGCUAUCCGGGAGAUCCAGCUCAACUUUGACGAUUGUGCGUACCAGUAUGAAAGUGGUUUUCCUUUAGGAAUCGCCGUGCUUUUAGCUGCUGGUUUCUUUGGAUACAUGCUUGCUUUGUUGCAGCGCCGUGUAGGGGUGAUGGUUUCAUCCACAAAUGAACUAAGAACUCCAACAAAGACAGGCAUGCCUCCAAGUCCAUAUCAGAAACCGAUGAACCAAUCAGUCAGGCCACCGCUAAUUCCCGAUGAUGAUGCGCUCGACAAGCAAGAAGAAGGCCUUUUCACAUCAAUGGGGAAGCUUAUAUCGGGUGGUACUUCAGCAGUAACUGAAAUACUCGGCGGAAUGUUCUCUAUUUUCAGACGGAAGCCAAGGAACAAUGCACACCAAAACCAGUAUCGUCACCAGCAAUGGCGCCAACCAAACUCAUGGCAAAUGCAAGAGAGCUUCGUCAUUCAAGACGAAGAUGAGCCACCACCACCGCUUGAGACCAGAACUCCGACUCCCAAGAAGACCUAUGCUUUCAUGUCAAAAGACUCCGAAAAAAUUCACCAGCUCCGUCAAGGCCGAGCUUACUUCAACGAGUGGACCGGGGAUGACAACAAACAACAACAACAAACUCAUCAGCAGCACCUGAGACAACACAGGCAAUACUCUUCCGGCCCUCAAACAUUCUAUGAGCAGAGCUGUGAGACGACGACGAACGAGAUCGUAUUCGGAGCUGUUCAAGAAUCAGAUAGCAAGCGCGGCGCGGUUGAGAUCAAGGCAGUGAACUAUGGAGAUCCUUAUUAUGAGCAUUAUGGAUUGCGCUCUCGCUUCGAUUACAUGAGUUACAGCAGAAAUUAUUAGAGUUUUUAUCUGUCUUUUAACAUGAUAUGGUUUUCGAAUAUCGGUUUCGGUCAGUUUGUCUGAUCAUUGUGAAGAUGUGUAGGGAAAUAUGAAGGUGCUAUCUUUGUCUGUGUUAUACUGGAUUGAAUGAACAAUGUUAAGAAGCAUUUACUAGGUUUUAAGUGGAAAUAUUUGAGUCUUAUUAUCAAUA
Dioscorea cayenensis subsp. rotundata (Guinea yam) is the source of this 1944-nucleotide messenger RNA. RefSeq lists its product as uncharacterized. The record is from RefSeq and is a predicted model, not a curated record. Lineage: Eukaryota; Viridiplantae; Streptophyta; Magnoliopsida; Dioscoreales; Dioscoreaceae.